CCGAUCGUGCCGAAGGAGCUGCCAAGUCGCGUACCCCAUACCCAACGUGCAUGGAGAUGCGCCUUCACUCGAGGAACACGAAAAACGAAGCACGAAGAAACGAAACACGAAGAAACGAAACACGAAGAACGAAACGAGUGGGCAGCGACACACACUCUCACGACCCGUCUUCCCCCACGCACCCGACUGGCCCAAACAGGCAAUAUCGACUCCGCGUGCUCCCGUCCAAACCAUCUCUGACCAGCCGCCUCUGACCUUCCGCUGUGUCUGCCUCCCACUCUGGCAACUGGCCGAACACAGAGCCCGAGCAGCCCAGAACACGCCGCUCCAAGCAGCCCAGAACACACCACCCGAGCAGCCCCCACAUCAUGAUCAAGUCCGAAAGCAGAAAGUCCAGUCUUUUCAGCUCAUUGAAGACGCGCCGCUCCUUGAAGGACAUGUCCGUCCGGGCACAGAAAUCCUCGCUGGUGAUCAGCGGCCCAUUCCCGCAACCCACGCCGGAGGCCCGCGCCACCCCUGAGCCGGCACACGCGCUCUCGCCGCUCGACCCGAACGCGGCGGUCGGGAAGCGGUACUCGCAGGUCUAUUUCGCCGGGCCCGAGGGCCAGGAAAACACGCAGAAACGGCACUCGCUCGCGUGGCAGAAGCACGCGGCCGGCCUGGCCAGCGAGCUCUCCUUGGCCACGCUUUCGGCCGUGCCCAGCGACAUGGCGUCCGUCGACUCGGCGCUGGUGGACUUGCCCCUGCCCACGAUCAUGGAGCACGACCGCAGAGCCCCUUCGCUCGACCUGGUGGGAGCCGCGGGUCUCUGGCGCUCCGCGGGCAGCCGCGGCAUGGGUCUUGGCGAGACAUGUGCGCCGCGGCGCAUCCACCGCACCACCAACAUCGGCGACAUGCGCAAGUUCAUCGACGGCGCCGACAUGUUGCCCAUGAGCAACCGCAGGUCGCUCGAGGUGGAGGCGCACGAGAUCCAGACGCUCGGGGCCCGCGCCUGCCGGCGGGACUUUGGCGUGCAGUGUGCCGUGCGGCUCGUGGAGAAUGCGUUUGUGAUGACGUUCUCGGCCGCGGGGCGCGGCGGGCCUCGCGACUGGGACGACGUGGACGAGGCCGAGGUGUUGAAGGGCGACGCGGACGACGACGCCGCGGACUUGUUGCCUGUCGCGGACGUGUGAGGAUCUUGGGGUGUGAUCUCGGGUAUGAUCUUGGCUAUGUUCUUGGGGCAGGGGUUUGGGGUAUAAUACUGGGGCGGGUCUUGGGCAAGAAUAUUGGGGCUUGACAAACAGACAGUGUUGUCCGCCUUGGCACGCUUCGGCUUUAGAACGUGUCCCAUGACAGACGGCAGCCU
Molecule: messenger RNA, 1345 nt
Organism: Metschnikowia bicuspidata var. bicuspidata NRRL YB-4993
Lineage: Eukaryota; Fungi; Ascomycota; Pichiomycetes; Serinales; Metschnikowiaceae
Exons: 1
Coding region: 369-1172 (267 amino acids)
Source: RefSeq, a predicted model, not a curated record